Podospora anserina S mat+ is the source of this 645-nucleotide messenger RNA. RefSeq lists its product as uncharacterized. Lineage: Eukaryota; Fungi; Ascomycota; Sordariomycetes; Sordariales; Podosporaceae. Bases 1 to 645 code for a protein of 214 amino acids. The transcript has a single exon. The record is from RefSeq and is a predicted model, not a curated record.
AUGACAGCCACAAACACCCACACACCAACCCUCUCAGUCAUAACACGCGUCCCCAUCCCCGCCAGGGUUGAUCCCAAGGCCGUCCUCGCGAGCCUCCACGCCUACGAGCCCCUCAUCAAAGCCAACCCCUACGUCGCCCACUUUGAGCAGCGGCACCUCGAUGUCUCGGAAGUCGUAGAUGAUCCCCUGUUUCUCGAAUCUGGCACCAAGCUGCAGGCCUUUAUAGUGGUGGAUCGGGUCCCUGUCAUUCCUGGUCUCGGCGCCUGGGGCACCAAGGAGGUGGGCAUCCCGUGUGUAAUGCAGAGCUUUGACCAUGGCGUCCGGGUUCGAGCCAAUGCCCAGGCAGGCGUGGUGGUGAGGAGCAGUUACGAAGUCAGGAGGAGGGGGGAGGUGCAAGACGGCCCAGACUUGUUGCUUGGGCCUGGUGACGAAGGAGAGUGGGAGCUGGUGGAAAUCGCGGGAAUCGACUGCAACUUUUUCGUCAAACACUUUGUCAGAUCCAGGUUUUCGAGUGCGCAUCAGGAAAUCCUGCAGAGGGUCGUGGAUGGCGUCGCCAGGAAAACUGAUGCUGCCGCUGCUGGGGUUAACACUGGUCCUGCUGUCGCAGAUGCUGGGACGCCGGCGGAGGCCUUGCCAGUGGUGUAG